AUGUCAACUGAAGAAGUAACAGAAGAACAGCAAAAUGUUCAGCCGGCCAAAAUGGCGCCGUCUGACGAAAGUGAAACGCCAGGUGCGGCAUUAAACAGAGCGGUUCGGGCAAAUGAAUAUCUCAGCGUUCGGCACGCUCUGCCGAAAACCAACAUUUCUAACGUGAUUUUGUACGAGAACACGAGUCAAGAGCGUCACUUGGUCAGACAACUUUCCAGUCUCACAUUACGGCGGGAAAGGCAGAAAAACGUCUUAGAUCUUCAGCGGCGAGCCUUCGUGCAAAAGCAGACGAGGAAGCAGAGAAAAUGGAAAAGAGAAGACGAGUUUAGUUUGAACAACAUGAACCUGCCAUCAUUAGAUAAAAACGCCGUCAAGCGACCGACGAGUAUGCAUAUUAUGUAUAGGAACCCGGACUAUCAGCUGAAAUCCAAGUCCAAAAAUGCCACAGAUGGUAAAUUGCCGCCGUUGAUGGAAGUGAAACGCGAGAAAACGGAAAUCAUAUUUCAUAAAAACAAAACAUUUAUUACUCGCGUUCCAAUGUCAUUUGCUCUUAACAAAGAAACCUUUAAACAUCACGUAAAAUACUGUGGACAAAAGUACCUAACCAAAGGUAAAGCCGCACAAGAUGACCGAUUUCAGAAACUAGACUCUUCUUUGAAUCCGACCUUUGGAGACCAGAAUACUUCAAAGGAUUGGCGUAGGCGUGGUUCGGCGUCUUCCUCCCUAUCCAGUCGGUCGUCAUCACGGACAAAGAAACGAAAACAGUCGACAAAAGUCGUCAUUCCCGCCAAACCAAUGUCAGCAACAUCGGGCAAGAGAUCUUCACACUCUAUCCAUUGUAAAAGUGUCACCAAAGUAGAAAGGUCGAAAUCGGACUUGGCACAAACUCGUGAAACAAGCGCUAUUAACAGAAAAGACAUCCUCAGUGAAUUCAAAAGUGGGGAUAUAAGGAGCCUUUCCAAAAAGCUUUCAGCAGUGGAGUAA
Liolophura sinensis is the source of this 984-nucleotide messenger RNA. RefSeq lists its product as uncharacterized. The transcript has a single exon. Bases 1 to 984 code for a protein of 327 amino acids. NCBI's taxonomy places the organism in Eukaryota, Metazoa, Mollusca, Polyplacophora, Chitonida, Chitonidae. The record is from RefSeq and is a predicted model, not a curated record.